CAUUGUACGAGCAAUAUGUUCAAGUUCGUGAUUUUGUUGUCGGUUGUUGCCUGCGCCUUCGGUGCUGCGAUCCCUGAGGGUCUCCUGCCCCAGUUGGAUGGUCGCAUUGUUGGCGGCACUGCCACCACCAUCGGCAGCUUCCCCUGGCAGAUCUCCCUGCAGCGUAAUGGCGGCCACUCCUGCGGUGGUUCCAUCUACAACUCCAAGAUCAUUGUGACCGCUGCUCACUGCCUGCAGUCCGUGUCCGCCUCCAGCCUGCAGAUUCGCGCCGGCUCCAGCUACUGGAACUCCGGUGGCGUUGUCGUCAAGGUUGCCGCCUUCAGGAACCACGAGGGAUACAAUGCCAACACCAUGGUCAACGACAUUGCCAUCAUCAAGCUGUCCUCUGCCCUGUCCUUCACCUCCAACAUCAAGUCUAUCGGUCUGGCCAGCUCUGCUCCCCGUAACGGCGCUUCUGCCUCCGUCUCUGGCUGGGGUACUCAGUCUUCCGGCUCCAGCUCCAUCCCCACCCAGCUGCAGUACGUCAACGUGAACAUUGUCAGCCAAUCCGUGUGCGCCUCGUCCGCCUACAGCUAUGGUAGCCAGAUCAAGAACACCAUGAUCUGCGCCGCCGCCAGCGGCAAGGAUGCCUGCCAGGGUGACUCUGGUGGCCCACUGGUGUCCGGUGGUGUGCUCGUUGGUGUCGUCUCCUGGGGCUAUGGCUGUGCUUACAGCAACUACCCAGGUGUCUACGCCGAUGUUGCUGUCCUCCGCAACUGGGUGAUCAACAACUCCAACUCAAUCUAAGAACAUAUUGAAAUAAAAACUGAUUUUAAUAGCUA
Molecule: messenger RNA, 821 nt
Organism: Drosophila virilis
Lineage: Eukaryota; Metazoa; Arthropoda; Insecta; Diptera; Drosophilidae
Product: trypsin beta
Biological process (GO): proteolysis
Molecular function (GO): serine-type endopeptidase activity
Source: RefSeq, a predicted model, not a curated record